This is a messenger RNA of Mucor mucedo, 810 nucleotides long. RefSeq names its product CRAL-TRIO domain-containing protein. NCBI's taxonomy places the organism in Eukaryota, Fungi, Mucoromycota, Mucoromycetes, Mucorales, Mucoraceae. The coding region runs from base 1 to 810 and encodes 269 amino acids. The record is from RefSeq and is a predicted model, not a curated record. Gene Ontology annotation, molecular function: lipid binding. The transcript is spliced from 6 exons.
AUGAGUAUUACACCCCUUACAAAGGCCGAGAAGGAAGCUGUACAAGCCUUAAAAGCUGACUUGGACAGGGUCAAGACUGCUGCCAACAUUCCUUCUGAUUAUAAACUUUGGGACAUUUCACUUGAUAAGGACUCGACUGAUCCCAAACUUGAUGUUUUGUUGGUCAAGUUCUUAAGAGCCAGAGACCUUGAUUUAACCAAGGCUUCUCAAAUGUUGAUUGACACGUUGAUUUGGAGAAAAGAUUUCAAGACGGAUGAGAUUUUGGAUCAAGUCUACGAUGAAAGUGUUUUAGGGUCUGUCAGUUACGUUUACAAGACGGAUAAAGAAGGUCGACCCGUAUGUUAUAACUUUUAUGGCGAUAUUGACCAAGAAGAAGUCUUUGGCGACGUAGAAAAGUUUAUUCGGUGGAGAGUGCAGGUGAUGGAGAGAGGAGUUCAAUUGAUUGAUUUUGUUGAAACCGACUCCAUGGUAGUCAUUCAUGACUAUCAUAAUGCUUCUUUGUUUGGUCGUUCUUCAAAUGCAAAAGCCGCUACCAAGGAGAUUAUUAAAAUUAUGCAAGAUAACUAUCCAGAGUUCUUGGCCGUCAAAUAUUUUGUCAAUGUGCCCUAUUGGGGAAGUAUGAUCUUUAAGCUGAUUCGUCCCUUGUUAUCUGAAGCUACUACCAAAAAGUUUAUCGUGUGUUCAAAUGACGAGGUACAUGCAUCUUUGACAAAGUCUAUCAGCAACCACAAUUUACCUCUUGUGUAUCAAUCCUCAACCCCUGCAACAUCAGUUACAGAAUCUGCCAAAAACCCCACCAUUACUUUGUAG